Messenger RNA from Belonocnema kinseyi, 1905 nucleotides. RefSeq lists its product as uncharacterized. The record is from RefSeq and is a predicted model, not a curated record. The transcript has 4 exons. Gene Ontology annotation, cellular component: ribonuclease P complex. Gene Ontology annotation, biological process: tRNA 5'-leader removal. Gene Ontology annotation, molecular function: ribonuclease P RNA binding. NCBI's taxonomy places the organism in Eukaryota, Metazoa, Arthropoda, Insecta, Hymenoptera, Cynipidae. The coding region runs from base 98 to 493 and encodes 131 amino acids.
CUGAUAGACCUUUUUUGCGCAUGCGUGGCAGUUGUCAACAAAACUACGGGUUCUAAACAUGUCUAAACACGUGUUAAUGGAUACGUAACCUUAAAAUAUGGUACGGUUUAAAAACAGGUAUUUCACCCUGGAGGUAACAGCAGUUAACAAUCCAAACAAGCCUCUGGUUUUAAAUGAGACAGCAUUGCAUCAUGCAAUUCAGAAUAAAAUCCAUCAACUUUACGGGGACUUGGGUCAAGCAUCCAUAAAAGCUGGAUUUAAUGCUAAAUAUUGCAACACACAAACAGGAAUAGCUCUAGUAAAAGUUAGACAUGGACCCCACAAAUUUCUUCUCACUUCUAUUCCAAAGAUAAACGAUAUUAAUGGACGAACUGUGAAUGUUAAUAUUUUAUACGUCGGAGCCACUCUCAAACAUUGCUUUUUAUUUGUUAAGUUUAAUCGGUUUUCCAGAAACAUCAACAGAAAAGGCUGGGUGAUAUUUGGAAGAGUUUAAAGACUGAUGAUCAAAGAAAACAGAUGGAGGAGAUUUUCAUGACACUGACACCAGCCAUGAAGGACUUUAAAUAAUUGAUUAACAUUUUUUAUCCAUAAUUCUAGUUUUUGUACGUAUUUUAAUCUCUAAAUAUUUUUUUUUUUUCAAGUACAAUAUUUCAAUGAAAACAUGAUCUUUUUUUAACAGUUAUAGAUAAACGAAGGAUCUUUUCUUGCUUGAUUAUAAGCCAAUCUAUUGAGAUUACUACGUUUUUAAAGUAUGAAAAGUAAUAAUCUAAAAAAUCGCACAUUUUAAAAAAUUUGGAAUUUUAAAACAACGAAUAUUAAGCUUAGUGUUUCUAUUUUAAAAGUUUUUCUACGGUUGAAAUUAAAUCCACUUUCUCAUUAACCAUUUCAUUGACCAAAAGCAGAAUACAAAAAAGCUCCCAAAUCUGAAGUAUCUAUCCAUCUACCUCCUUUCUGCCUCACAAUUUAAUGAUAAAGAGUCAAUGAAACGAGUUGUUUAUUUUUUCUUCAAGCACAUCAAUACUUGAAUGUAAAUAAUUAUCAUUGUUAAUCAUUUAAAUUUGAUACUUACUCUGCUAUUUUAAUUUUUUAUGUGCAUUUGAAUUUCGUAACAUUUUAUAUUCCUCUGCAAAUUUCUAUGGCUCAUAAGUGUACACGGGACGCCCUUGAUUUAAAUCAGGAAUUUAAGAAAAUGUAUUUCGAUCAGAUAAUUAUUCAGUACUCACCUAUUUUAAUUUAUAUACAAUUUCUGAAAUCUAGAGCAGUCUUAAAAAAAGUAUAUAUUUUUGAGAACCACUCCAGAAUUGAAAAUUUAACAUUGAAUUGCUCGAAAACAAUUUAAAAAUAUAAACUUUAAAAUAUACAUUUUUUGUUUUUGUUUUUAGAAAUAUUUCUUCUCUGUUCCAAUUUCUAUUGUUGCCAAAAUUCUUUCUCAGUUUUAAUUUCUGAUCACGUUAUUUUGACAUAGAGGAUUACACAAACAAUACCUCAUAGUAUAUAUUUCAAACUAUUGAAUUCUUACGUAUUAUUAAUAAUAAUAUACACGUGCUCGCUGCGUAUGCGUUCUUUUAGCAGCAUGACUUUGCUUAGUAGAAAAUUUUUUUUAUUCCUCUUUUUACAUUCUCAUAUUGAUGAGAAGGUAUUGGUUUUAUGUGAAAUUGGACUUAAUCGGUUUUUAUCAAAUCUCUACGUUUUGAGACCCCCUGAGUCAGAAUUUUUUACGAAAGUGUCUAUUUGGAUUCUGGAGGCACGAUAACUUUCGAAAAAAUCAUCAGAUUGGAUUGAGCUGUGGCACAGUUUUUUAAGGCCUGAAAGAAAAGGCCAGAUAUUUUAGAUAAAAAUUCAAAAAUUAAAAAUAUUUUAUAAAUUUUUGAAACCAAUUUUUUUAGGAUUUGAUCACUCAAACAA